CUGGGUGAAAUAUAAUUUGUUUUUGUAAAAAGUCAAAGCACAUGAGUACAUGCCGGAGCUUCGAACUGUGUAGGAAAAGUCACUCAUAUCGGUGACGAGUUACUCCUCAGCCGGUUGGGUAUUGCGAUAGUGUGAAAAAAAAAAAAGGAAACGGUGUCGUUAAGCAAAGGUUUUCUAUUUUGUGGACAUGUGAGAAGAGCUGACAGAGGUUUCCAAAACCUAAUGAACUAAAACACCACGGAAUUAGAAUAACAAGCUUUUGUUUGCUUACAGCUACGUUCGGUUUCUUCUCUCUCUCUCUCUCUCUCUUCUCUCCCAUUGAAUUAUUUACCAUGGCUAAGAGCUCAUUCAAGAUGGAACACCCACUUGAAAGGAGGCAGGCUGAGGCAGCUCGCAUAAGAGAGAAGUAUCCUGAUAGAAUUCCAGUAAUUGUUGAAAGGGCAGAGAAGAGUGAUGUUCCUGAAAUUGAUAAGAAAAAGUAUCUGGUUCCUGCUGAUCUGACUGUCGGACAGUUUGUUUAUGUGGUGCGGAAGAGAAUCAAGCUGAGUCCAGAAAAGGCUAUCUUCAUUUUUGUGAAGAACAUUUUGCCACCAACUGCGGCUAUUAUGUCUGCGAUUUAUGAGGAAAAUAAGGAUGAAGAUGGAUUCUUGUACAUGACUUACAGUGGGGAAAAUACAUUUGGUGUGAUAAUCUGAAAUCAACUAAUGGAGAGAGGCAAACCAUGUGAAUAGAACUUCCUAAAAAGUCGCCCAAUGUGAAGGAGGUGGCAUAAUUGUAAAUUCUCUGGGUUGAAUCGUUUCAUGUAAAGUUUUAUUAUUAAACUUAAUUUGGUGAUAAUGGUAUGUGUACUCCAGCUUAUUUGAAAAACUGCCUUAUGAUUAUGCCUUCUAGCUUGCAAUA
Arachis stenosperma is the source of this 900-nucleotide messenger RNA. RefSeq names its product autophagy-related protein 8C-like. Bases 333 to 695 code for a protein of 120 amino acids. The record is from RefSeq and is a predicted model, not a curated record. Lineage: Eukaryota; Viridiplantae; Streptophyta; Magnoliopsida; Fabales; Fabaceae. The transcript is spliced from 6 exons. Gene Ontology annotation, biological process: cellular response to nitrogen starvation.